AUGCAGCAGAACAAGGAGCGCCAGCGCAAGGUCCGCCACGAACUGCACAAGUCGUUUCCCAAGCCGGGCUCGCUCGAGCUGGAGCUAUGGGAGCGCAACCAGCAGGUCUCGCCCUUCUUCCGCCUCCCGCCCGAGCUGCGCAACCGCAUAUACGAACUCGUCCUCUCAGUCGGCCAGAUCAACGUGUGCUACAAGCGAUGGGAGCAUAAGCCGCGGCGGCCCGUCGAGGGCGGCUUCUGGUGCCGCCUUCUCGAUACCACCCAGAACCCCUGGACCACCCCCGGCACCGGCACCGGCACCGAGCUCCACGGCAUGACCCUGCUCUCGCCCGUGUGCCGCCAGCUGUACCACGAGACGGCCCUGCUGCCCUAUAGCAUGAACGCCUGGUCCUUCGAGAGCCCCCACGUCAUGGACCGCUACGUCGUCAAGGAGAAGCGCCUGCCCCGUCCCCAGCGCCGCGCCAUCCGCAUGCUCUACUCGCAGCACGUCCUGACCACGGCCACCGAGAAGUUCUUUGGCGGCCUUGAGGUCAUCCUGCUGCAGGGCGGCAUCAAGAUGACGAAGCACGUCGUCGACGUCGAUCCCGACAAUGCCGGCCGCCGCACCAUCGUCUGGGACGUGUCACACCACUGGUGA
This is a messenger RNA of Lasiosphaeria miniovina, 636 nucleotides long. RefSeq lists its product as uncharacterized. The transcript is spliced from 2 exons. The record is from RefSeq and is a predicted model, not a curated record. Bases 1 to 636 code for a protein of 211 amino acids. NCBI's taxonomy places the organism in Eukaryota, Fungi, Ascomycota, Sordariomycetes, Sordariales, Lasiosphaeriaceae.